Cooperia oncophora is the source of this 421-nucleotide messenger RNA. The record is from the annotation of a GenBank genome assembly. NCBI's taxonomy places the organism in Eukaryota, Metazoa, Nematoda, Chromadorea, Rhabditida, Trichostrongylidae.
AGAGUCUGGUGCAGCAGUGCUGCGACCGCCAUUGAGCAGCAUGUGUGACUGCUUGCGACAGUUAUGGCUGUUGACUCGCAAAAAUCUUAUCCUCACUCGACGUAGUAAAGCGUGGACGAUAUUCGAAUUGGUUCUACCAAUUUUGCUCACAUUACCAAUAGUAAUACUCAUAGUCAGGGGCGGUACUGUGCAGUUGUCGCCGGGAAGGUCGUUCGAUGCUGUACCCCUUGAAGGGGGCGCAGAUGAUAUCAGUCGCAGUGUUGGUUUUGUAGCUUCUAUACGAACGCGUGCUCGAGAAAACGAGGACUCUGUGGAAGCGUUGAUGAAGAAGCUAUCUAAGCGAUUCAGCAGCUCAGUUAUUGCAGUAGAUGUGGUGAAGAUGAAAAGCGAAGAUUAUAUGCUCGACCAACUUCGAGCCUGA